This is a messenger RNA of Thamnophis sirtalis, 1393 nucleotides long. The record is from RefSeq and is a predicted model, not a curated record. Lineage: Eukaryota; Metazoa; Chordata; Lepidosauria; Squamata; Natricidae.
CAGUCGUCUCCAUGACUUUUGUAGGCAAUGGUUGAGACCAGAAAUGCACACGAAAGCCCAGAUGCUGGACCUGGUGGUUCUGGAGCAGCUCCUGGCUAUCCUGCCCCCAGAGAUGGAGGGCUGGGUGCGGGAGUGUGGAGCAGAGACCAGCUCCCAGGCGGUGGCCGUGGCUGAAGGCUUCCUCCUGAGCCAGGCAGAGGAGCAGAAGGAGGGGGUCCAAUUGCAGUGCUGCACUGUGGAGAUCAGAGAUCCUGAGGGAAAGAAGAACCCAUCAAAUCCCCCUCAGAAGCCAUUUUUCAGUGGGAUCCCUUGGGAAGACCCAAGUCGGGACACCUCAGGAGAGAAACAACGAAUGAAGUUUUCUGUUUUUUAUGAUGGAGCUCAAACAGCGGUUGAACCUCCAAAUCAAGAGAGUCUUGUGUCCUUUGAGGAGGUGGCUGUGUAUUUCUCGGAGGAGGAAUGGUCUCAGCUGGAUCCUGACCAGAANCAACGUUUUCCUAUCUCUUCUACCAGCUUCCUUAUGCAUGCCUCAGGUACUACAGUCCUUAAAGGACCAAUUAACACGUUCCACAAUGGCUUGACCUGUGGAAUUGUAAGGAAAACUGGGCUGGAGAAGGCAGACCAGUUGGGAGUUGGCAGUCACAUUUUCUUUUUCUUCUGUCAGGUGCUGAAGGUAGCCAUCUUAGCUGAGAAAUACGCAGUAGACUAUAGUUGGUAUGUGGAUACCAUCCUCAACCUGAUCCGCAUUGCUGGUGACUAUGUGAGUGAGGAGGUGUGGUACCGUGUCAUCCAGAUUGUCAUUAACCGGGAUGAUGUGCAAGGUUAUGCAGCCAAGACAGUCUUUGAGGCUCUCCAGGCUCCUGCUUGUCAUGAGAACAUGGUGAAAGUUGGAGGCUACAUCCUUGGGGAAUUUGGGAAUCUCAUUGCUGGGGAUCCCCGUUCCAGCCCUCUGGUUCAAUUCAACCUUCUCCACUCCAAAUUCCACCUCUGCAGUGUUUCCACUCGGGCCCUACUUCUCUCUACCUACAUCAAAUUCAUAAAUCUCUUCCCUGAAACAAAGGGCACCAUCCAGGAAGUGCUGUGCUCGGACAGCCAGAUCCGCAAUGCUGAUGUGGAAUUGCAGCAACGUGCCAUUGAAUACCUCAAGCUCAGCUCUAUUGCUAGCACCGAUGUCUUGGCUACAGUACUGGAGGAGAUGCCACCAUUUCCUGAACGUGAAUCUUCCAUCUUGGCAAAACUCAAGAAAAAAAAGGGUCCCGGGGCUGGCAGUGAGUUAGAUGAUGUCAAGAAGGAUCCAAACUCUGAAAUCAAUGGAGGCAUGGAGCCCUCAGCCAGCACUGCUGUGAGUGCAGGGGAGAAGGACAAGGCUAGAAAUGGGGAAGGGGCUUGAAAU